This is a messenger RNA of Opisthocomus hoazin, 335 nucleotides long. Its product is annotated as parvalbumin, thymic CPV3. NCBI's taxonomy places the organism in Eukaryota, Metazoa, Chordata, Aves, Opisthocomiformes, Opisthocomidae. Gene Ontology annotation, cellular component: cytoplasm. Gene Ontology annotation, molecular function: calcium ion binding. The record is from RefSeq and is a predicted model, not a curated record.
UUAAAAUGAGCCUUACAGACAUUCUAAGCCCUUCUGAUAUUGCUGCUGCUCUGCGGGACUGCCAAGCUCCAGAUUCCUUUAGUCCCAAAAAAUUCUUUCAGAUCAGUGGGAUGUCUAAAAAGAGUAGCAGUCAGCUCAAGGAGAUCUUCCGGAUUCUUGACAACGAUCAAAGUGGCUUUAUUGAGGAAGAUGAGCUCAAGUAUUUCCUUCAGAGGUUUGAGUGUGGAGCCAGAGUGUUAACCACCUCGGAAACCAAGACCUUCUUAGCAGCUGCAGAUCAUGAUGGGGAUGGUAAAAUUGGGGCUGAAGAAUUCCAGGAAAUGGUGCAGUCUUGA